AUGACCGACAUGAAUGGAGAACAUCAAAUUGCAUUGCUAUUUGAAGAAAGUAAUCGAAUUGAGAAAGUACCUAUUUCCAUUUCUAUUGAAUCCACAGUUCAAGAUAUUAACAGACAAACCAUUUCUUCAAGCACAUCGUUUGUGGUACAUCCAUGCAAAUAUUAUUGUGGAUUGAAAUUGGGAAAACAAUUCACAAAGCCAAACACACCUGUCAUGGUAUCAUUGUUGACCACAAAUAUCAAUGGUAAAUUAAUUCCAAAUAUUGAUAUGGAUCUCACUGUAACCACACAUGUGGAUGUGAAAAAAGGAUUUAAAUAUGUUCAAGAAAAAGUUGAAAUUCUCAAGAAAACAUUCAAAUCCAAUUCAGAUUCAGCCAUAGAAUUUCCAGUUCAGUUUGAAAAUGGUGGAGCCUAUGAUUUUCAUGUUUCAAUUCGAGAUCCUGAAAGUGGAUUACAAAACUCUUGCUCAAGUUCACUUUAUGUGACAGGUGGAAAGAAUGCAAAAGAAGAACGUGUUGGAAAAGUAUUACAACAAAAACCUCUCUUACUCAUCCCAGAUAAGAAUGAAUAUAGUGUUGGAGAUAAGGCAACCAUUCUCAUACAAUCACAAUUAGAUGGUCAUUUAUAUGGUGUAUUGAGCAUGUGUAUGGAUGGAAUUUUCGAAAAACCAAUUCCAAUUGAAAUUGAUCCUUCGAAUGGUUGUACUGAAUUUUCAUUCAUCAUUACAAAACAUCACAUUCCAAAUGUUAAAAUUAUGGUUGAAAUGAGUGGAUCUGAAUCGAGAGUAGAUCACGUUGGAAAUGUCUUGAACAAUGAACCAAAACAACCUGCAUUUGCCUCUGGAAAUUGUACUAUUAAUGUCUCAAAAUUGAGUCAUGAAUUACAAGUGGAUGUGAAACCUGAAAAACAAUUUCUCACUCCAGGAUCAUCCACAUUUAUUCAAGUCACUGUGAAAGAUGCUCUCACUCAACAAUUAGUACGCAAUAGUGAAGUGUGUAUUGUUGCUGUGGAUGAAGCAGUGCUUUCAUUAACUGGUUAUCGAAUUUCCAAUCCACUUGAUACAUUUGUUGUUUCAAGAAAUAGUAAUUGCACUUCAAGAUGGUCUCUUAGAAGCAAUGUAUUUGUCAAGAGAUUUGAUGACAUUAGAUUUAACGAACCGCCUAGAAUGAUUGAAAAAGAAUGUGCGAAACGGUGUUGCUGUAAGAAGAGUUGUGCUGUCCCAUGCUGUAGUUGUUGUGGUGCAUGCAAACAGAGGUUAGCAGAUUGUACAGAGGGAGAAAUGGAUGCCCCUCAAGAAGAUUCCUCGAUUUCAGUCCGAAGUAAUUUCAAUCCACUUGCAAUAUUUAGUCCAAAAGCAAUGACCGAUGAAAAUGGUGUUGCAACGGUGAAUUUAACACUUCCAGAUAAUUUAACCAAGUAUCGAAUUACUGCAGUUGCUUUGAAAGAUGAAAGUCAUUUUGGAAUUUCUGAAAGUUCAAUGACUGCACAAUUACCAUUGAAUAUUAGACCUUCACUUCCAAGAUUUUUGAAUUUUGGAGAUUGUGCUGAAUUUACAUGUGUGUUACAAAAUCAAACUCUUAUGGAUUUAAAUGUGAAUGUUGCCAUUCGAUUCACAAAUUUGACAUUACUGGAUGAAUCAAAGAGAGGAUUAAAUGUUAAAAUUCCAGCCAUGAGUAGAUAUGAAUUGAGAUUUCCAAUGAUGACAGAAAAAGUUGGAAUUGCUCGUUUUCAAGUUGGAGUUUCCAUAGCAAAUAGAGGAAUUAAUUUUGGUGAUGCUGUUGAAAAAGAAAUUCGAAUUUUUACACCUGCAACCACAGAAGGAUUUGCCACUUAUGGUGAAGUUGAUAACAAUGGAAAUGUAUUUCAACCCAUUCGUGCACCUGAGAAUGUUUUUCCUCAAUUUGGUGGUAUCAAUGUCACCACAAGUUCUACUGCUUUAUCUUCAUUGACUGAUGCAUUCAUUUAUUUAUAUUCUUAUCCAUUUGAAUGUUGUGAACAAUUGGCAAGCAAAAUAUUAACAAUUGUGGCAUUGAAAGAUGUUUUACAAGCAUUCAACGUUCCUGAUCUUCCAAGUGAAACACAAAUUAAUGAUUUGGUUCAAAAGAGUAUUCAAUUAUUGGAGAGUCGACAACAUCCCUCUGGUGCUUAUUCCUAUUGGAGUUAUUAUAAUCAUUCAUUAGCUUCACCAUAUGUGACAUGUCAUGUCGCACAUUCAUUGGCAAGAGCAAAGAAAGCAGGAUAUUCAGUGAAUUCUAAUACUAUUUCAAAAUUAUUGAAUGUUCUCAAAAGUAUUGAAAAUUACUGUCAAAAUUAUUCUGAAGAGAGUAUUCGUUCUAUUAAGGCCUAUGCUUACUAUUGUGCUGCAUUAUUAGAUGAUCGAGAAGUGAAAGAUUUAGCUGAAAAAUUAUACAAACAAGUGAGAAAUGGAAAUUUAGAAUAUUUAGCAUGGAUUGCUACCACAUUGUAUUUGUGUUAUGCAAAAACAGCAAAUUCAACAGUGAAAGAAAUUAUUGAAACUCUAUGCAAGAGAGUGAAUGAAACAGCACAAACAGCAAACUUUAUAACAAGUUAUGGAGAUGUUCAAACUUCAAAAUUGAUCAUGCUUCAUUCAGAUCGAAGAACAGAUGGAAUUUGUUUAGAAGCUCUUAUUACCAUUACUCCUGAAAAUACAAUCAUUCCAAAAAUUGUGAAAGGAUUAUUAGCACACAAAAAGAAGGGAAGAUGGGGAAAUACUCAAGAGAAUUCAUUCAUUUUACUUGCUUUAAAUACUUAUUUUAGAGUAUUUGAAGGUGUAACACCAAAUUUUGUAACAAAAUUAUGGCUUGGUGAUGAUUAUUGUGGUGAACAAGAAUUUAUUGGACGUUCCAAAGAUGAAAAGUUGAUCAAAAUUCCAAUGUCUUAUUUAAUUGAGAAGGAUACUCAUACAAAUACUCAUACCAAUUUGUUAUCAUCAUCUUCAUCAACAAGCAAUAACUCUCAAAACAAGACACUGAUCAUUUCUAAACAAGGUGAAGGAAGAUUAUAUUAUAGAAUUGGAAUGGAUUAUUCACCAAAGAAUCUUUUAAUGGAUGCACUUGAAUAUGGAUUUCAAGUUGAAAGAAGUUAUGAACAUGUCACCAAUGCAGAACAUGUUAAAUAUGAUCCUGAAAGAAAUUGUUGGAGAUUUAAGGCAGGUGAAUUGGUUCGAGUGAAACUUCGUCUCACCAAUACAAGUCGAAGAUAUCAUGUAGCAUUGGUCGACAUGUUACCUGCUGGAUUGGAACCCAUUAAUCCUGAAUUGAAAGGAACGCCUUCGACUGCUGAAAUUGGUUCUGACAAUGAUCAUUCCAACAGGAACCAUCGAAGAAGAUUUUAUUGUUGGUGGCGUCAACCGUGGUAUGAACAUCACAAUAUUCGUGAUGAAAGAGUGGAAGCAUUUUCAUCAUUGUUGUGGGAAGGAAUUCAUGAAUUUAAUUAUGUGGCAAGAGCAACAAGUAUUGGAAGUUUUGUGAUUCCACCUGCAAAAGCAGAAGAAAUGUACACUCCUGAAAUAUUUGGAAGAUCUUCCACUGCAUUCGCUGAGGUUUAUGAGUAA
This is a messenger RNA of Naegleria lovaniensis, 3573 nucleotides long. RefSeq lists its product as uncharacterized. Lineage: Eukaryota; Heterolobosea; Eutetramitea; Acrasida; Naegleriidae. The transcript has a single exon. The record is from RefSeq and is a predicted model, not a curated record. The coding region runs from base 1 to 3573 and encodes 1190 amino acids. Gene Ontology annotation, molecular function: endopeptidase inhibitor activity.